This is a messenger RNA of Lepisosteus oculatus (spotted gar), 3296 nucleotides long. Lineage: Eukaryota; Metazoa; Chordata; Actinopteri; Semionotiformes; Lepisosteidae. The record is from RefSeq and is a predicted model, not a curated record.
GAGACCAAUACUUCACAGACGCCGUUUCCUCAUUUUUGACACCAGUCUAUUCGCCUUCCCUCACAAGGUGGUCGGGUUAGUGCUCGAAAGAAAAAUCAAACGAAACCUGCGGUAGGGGAUCAGGGAUUCUUGAACUUCAUGAGUCAGCUCUCCAGAUUGCACGUUCAAUGGCAGGAUUAGUGCCCCGGAGCUGGAGAUGAAUUCCGAGCCAAUCCUAGAAGAAACUCUGAUAAAGCGGUCUCAGCAAAAGAAACGCACUUCUCCUCUCAACUUUAAAGAGAGGGUCUUCGUAUUGACAAAAGCAAAACUGACAUACUAUGAGGGUAGACCAGAGAAGAAAUCAAAAAAGGGAUCUAUUGAUUUACAGAAGAUCAAGUGUGUUGAAAUUGUGAAGAAUGGAGGUGGGGUUAUCCCAUGUCAAAACAAAUAUCCUUUUCAGGUUGUGUAUGACGCAAAUACCUUAUAUGUUUUUGCUCCGAGUAAUGACAGCAGAAGUUUGUGGGUUCAACACAUAAAAGAAGAGAUAAAGAACAAUCCUUCAAUAGUUGCAAAAUUCCACCCUCAGUUUUGGCAUGAAGGUAUAUGGUUGUGCUGCAGACAGGCAGACAAAUUAGCGCCAGGCUGUGAAGAAUACAACCUGUUUGGAGACAUUUCACGAAAGCCUCUUCCUCCAAUUCCUGCAAAUGAGACUUCAGAAAAGCCUCGCAGGCUGCCUCCACCUCCACCUCCUGAAGAGGAUGAUGUGAGUAAAGAAGAGGAAAAAGAGGAAGUUGUAAUAGCCAUGUAUGACUUUGAGGGGGUGGAAAGCCAUGACUUGAAGCUUGUCGAGGGUGAAGAAUAUAUAAUUAUUGAAAAAUGCGAUGUAAACUGGUACAAAGCACGGAAUAAAUAUGGAGAAGAAGGAUAUGUACCCAGUAAUUAUGUGACUGAGAAAAAAUUGAACAACCUUGAUCAAUUUCCAUGGUACUGCAAAAAUGUGAACAGAAAUAAAGCUGAACAGCAGCUGAAAAAUGAAGAUAAAGAAGGGGGAUUUAUAGUGCGAGAUUCAAGCCACCCUGGUGCCUAUACCGUCUCUUUGUAUACAAAGUCAUCAGGAGAGGGUGCUUCAGUACGACAUUACCAUAUAAAAGAAACACACACUGUGCCUAAGAUGUAUUACUUGGCAGAAAAGCACCAUUUCAGUAGUAUUCCUGAACUGAUAGAGUACCAUCAGCACAACGCAGCAGGCCUUGUGACAAGGCUACGGUAUCCAGUUGUACAAAAAGGGAGAUUAGCACCAACCACAGCUGGUUUUAGCUAUGACAAGUGGGAAAUCAACCCCUCGGAGCUGACUUUCAUGAAGGAGCUAGGCAGCGGACAGUACGGUGUGGUGCGCUUGGGCAAAUGGAGAGCGCAGCACAAAGUUGCGAUAAAAGCUAUCCGCGAAGGCGCAAUGUAUGAAGAGGACUUCAUUGAAGAGGCAAAAGUAAUGAUGAAACUGUCACAUCCAAAACUGGUCCAGCUAUAUGGCGUGUGUACUCAGCAGAAGCCCAUUUACAUAGUGACAGAGUUUAUGGAACUGGGCUGCCUGUUGAACUUUAUCAGACAGAGACGAGGGCAUUUCAGCACAGGAUCACUGUUAAGUAUUUGUCAAGAUGUGAGCGAAGGGAUGGAGUACUUGGAGCAAAAUGGAUUUAUUCACAGGGACUUGGCAGCAAGGAACUGUUUGGUAAAUGAUUUGAUGGUCGUAAAAGUGUCUGAUUUUGGAAUGGCAAGGUAUGUCCUAGAUGACCAGUACACCAGCUCCUCUGGUGCAAAAUUUCCUGUUAAAUGGUCUCCUCCUGAAGUCUUCAAUUUCUGCAAAUACAGCAGCAAGUCAGAUGUCUGGUCAUUUGGUGUUCUGAUGUGGGAAGUGUUUACAGAAGGUAAAAUGCCCUUUGAAAACAAUGCAAACCAUGAAGUGGUGACAAUGGUCAGCCAGGGUCAUAGACUUUAUCGACCGAAAAAAGCCCCACCCAAUAUGUAUGAGAUCAUGCAGUUGUGCUGGCAUGAGAAACCUGAAGAAAGGCCUACAUUUUCUCAGAUUGCAGUUCUGAUCAAGGAAGUUGCUGAAGGAGAUAGUUCAUGAUCUUCACUCUGGACUUCAUAUUCUAUCAGCUUGGACCUUUUAUGCAUAUCUGUUCAUGCAUAACACAUUCCUGUUUCGCAAAUGUUGCACAACCUGUGGAGGUUUGGAAGGAAAUCUGUAGAAAGAAAGACUGGUUAUAUUAGCAGAAUUUUGCAGCCUAAUACUGUUAUAAUUGAAAAACUGAUGUAAUGUAUAUUCAUAUGUUUACCCUAAGGAAUAUACACACACUUAGGAAUGAUUGUUUGUCACGUUUUAAAAAUCUCCACAAAGAAAGACAUCAAAUUUAGGAAGUAAUAAACUGUUUCACACUAUGUCCAGUCACCAGACAUGAAGUACAGUACAUACAGUACAGUAUAGUGAGCAUGUCUGUGAUCAUUACAACAAAAACAGUCCAUUCAACAAACUUUCUCAGGAUUAUGAAUACGAAAAAUCAGAUUAAUAAAAACUGAUUUUACAGAUAUGAACUAUUCCAGUUAGAGCUUCUUCCUAGAUGACAAACUGGACCCCCAUCUCAGUCCAUACUCAUUUUUGCCCCCUUUUGACCCUGCUUUGAGUAAACCUGUCAGUAUGUGAUGAGGUUGCUGAGAGACAACUCUGAGGGAAUUCGGAGGGGAAGAGUAAACUUGAAUCUCGGCUACACAGUAGAGCAAAGCCAAAAACACAUUCUAAUUCGCAGGAUUGUAGAUACAAGCUUUCCACAGCUUUUAUUAAACUUUUCCCUCAGAUACGUCAUGUCAGGUAUCUUCAAACAGCAUGCCACCCAUGUGCACAUCAUAGUAACUCACCCAGCAAUUUUAAAAAUAGAAUUUAAAAAAAUUCUGGGUCCUGAGUCCCAUGGAGUAGGUAAAAAAUAACUAAUAAAUUAAUUAUAAAUUAACAAACAUAACAAGGAAUUGGAAUUUGACACAGCUUGAGGCCUAAUCUACAGGAUACAAUGUCAUACUGCUGCGUGGCAUUAACAUUUGCUGCUAAAGCACAUGAAAAAUAAAUUUUAAAGUUUUAACUUACAAGCCUACAUUGUAAGUCAUAAUAUGUAGGGAGGAUGCUGUUAUGUAUCGUUUGUUGGAUGUUUUUUUAUUAAUAUAAAAUUAAUAAGGUGCACUCCCCUACUCAGAUUAAAGGGGAUAAAAUGAUUAGUGCACAUUGAAACUCAUUGCUAAUUUCAGUUUAAUAAAAUAUUGUUAAUUUA